CAUUUUUCUACCAAUAUCUGGUUUGGUCAGUACAAAUAUGAAGACAAGAGUGGAUAAAAAAAUCUGCCCAUGGUGGAAUGACCCAUGCUUAUUUAAAGCACUUGACGCUAUUGAAGUUCCUGAGCGAGACCCCAAAGGCCCCUUUAGGAUGCCUAUAAUUGACAAAUUCAAAGACAUGGGAACUGUUGUUAUGGGAAAAGUGAAAUCUGGUACUGUUCGUGAGGGAGACUCCUUGUUGGUUAUGCCAAAUAAGGUUGUUUAUAUUUUAGAUUUGUAUUUGUGAUAGUUUUUUAGGUUA
Molecule: messenger RNA, 298 nt
Organism: Arachis ipaensis
Lineage: Eukaryota; Viridiplantae; Streptophyta; Magnoliopsida; Fabales; Fabaceae
Source: RefSeq, a predicted model, not a curated record